Liolophura sinensis is the source of this 1950-nucleotide messenger RNA. RefSeq names its product fatty-acid amide hydrolase 2-like. Lineage: Eukaryota; Metazoa; Mollusca; Polyplacophora; Chitonida; Chitonidae. Bases 247 to 1824 code for a protein of 525 amino acids. Gene Ontology annotation, cellular component: endomembrane system. The record is from RefSeq and is a predicted model, not a curated record. The transcript is spliced from 8 exons.
AGCAAUGGCGAUGUCAGUGAGCACUCGCUGUUCAAAUUAUGUAUUGAAGUGGAUAGAAGCGACAUUAAGCUUAUCUGGCUGAGAAGACCCGAGGAACUGACACUCUGUCAGGUGGAAUCUAGAUUAUGCCAGGUCAUGAGAUGGGCCAUAUGGAUAGGGAGGGGGGCGGUGGUUGAUUUGAUGAUCGUGGAGACAUCUGACACUUUGAUUUCCUUAUUUGACAAAACGUAGGCUACAGUUACAAAGAUGACAGCAAUAAUAAAUCAGCUGUUGUGGUAUGUAACAACAGUUUUGGGGUGGAUUCUAAAGCCUGUGGUACAGUGGGUUUUCAGUAAGGUAUAUGAUGGUACAUCUCAAACGGUGCCGCCCAUUCAGGAGCCUCUUCUGUUGACGAGUGCAUCUAAACUGGCAAAGAAAAUCAGGGAGAAAAAGGUUUCCGCUGUUAAAGUCAUGGAAGUGUUCAUCGACCGUGUGACAGAGGUGAACCCAAUAAUCAACGCUGUGGUUGCUGAGCGAUAUGAAGCGGCCUUAACUGAAGCCAUGGAGGUUGAUAAGAAGUUAGCAGCCACGGGUGACCUCGACCCUUCAUUGUCAGUAGAAAAUGCGCCUUUCUUGGGGGUUCCUGUCUCUAUAAAAGAAGCUUUCAGUGUAAAAGGUAUGCCGAACACGUCUGGGUUGGUCAGCAGGAGAGGCGUGACAGCUGAGAGUGAUGGUCCCGUAGUGGCCAACCUGAGGCGAGCAGGUGCCAUUCCUUUCAUCAUGACUAACAUCAGUGAGCUCUGUAUGUGGUAUGAAUCAAGCAACAAUCUGUAUGGCUGUUCCAAGAACCCAUACAAUACAGGCAGGAUUGUAGGAGGCAGCUCGGGUGGGGAGGGAAGUAUCAUUGCUGCAGGAGGCUCAGUAUUUGGAAUUGGCUCAGACAUUGGGGGAAGUAUCAGGAUGCCUGCCUUCUUCAAUGGCAUCUUUGGCCAUAAACCGUCAAAGGACAUUGUUAAAAAUGAGGGUCAGUUCCCCCUGGGUGAUGGGCGUCAGUUAAAUCUGCUCUCCACAGGCCCCAUGUGUAGAUAUGCUGUUGAUCUCAAGCCAGUGUUAAAGGUUCUUGGGGGACAAAGUACAGAUAUUCUACAGCUAGACUUGCCAGUUGAUCUAAAGACUGUAAAAGUGUUUACUAUGGAGGAUGACGGUGGUAGCCCUCUGGUUUCCAAAGUUGAUCCUCAGCUGCGAGAUGCUCAAAGAAAGGUAGCUGAGCACUUCAAGAAUAUAACUCAGUGUGCUGUCGUCAGUGUCAAGUUGAGCAAGAUGAAGCAUAGCCUCAUUAUGUGGACAGCCAAGAUGGCUGAUCCCACUUCUACCAAAUUCUACGAGCUGAUGGGAGGAGAAGCUGGACCAGUAAAUGCAUUCUGGGAAUUUCUGAAGUGGUGUUUUGGUCAGUCGAACCACACUCUACCAGCUAUUGGGUUAGGAAUGUCAGAAAGUUGCACAUUCCUAUUCGACAGGUCCACGGAUAAACUGUUGUCUAUGCUCAAUGCCUUGUGUGAUGAGAUCAAAGAGCUGUUGGGAGACAAUGGUGUGUUGUUGUACCCAUCACACCCACGUGUUGCCCCCUACCACAACCAACCCAUCAUAACGCCAUUGGACUUCGCUUACACGGCUAUUUUCAAUGCCCUGGAGCUCCCUGUGACCCAGUGCCCUUUAGGACUGAGUAAGGAGGGCCUGCCACUUGGUGUUCAGGUAGUGACCACUCCAAACAAUGACCGACUCUCACUUGCUGUUGCUGAAGAGAUUGAGAGAGCAUUUGGAGGCUGGGUACCACCUGGUAAAUGAAGAAAAAAUAACUGAGGUAUUAAAUAUAAAUUAUGGAACAAAUAAUUACAUGUUACAUGACGAUGUAUUGAUGAAUAUAUUUGUCUAAUAAUUUCAUUCUAGUAUCAGUUUUUGGAUUCCUUCUUU